AUGCCACCAAUUCAUCAACUCUCCUGCGCUUUCCUUGGAAGCCAAUCCACAGAAGAUGAUGCCGCAACCGCCAGAAAGCAGCCAAGCCGCUUGAAAGUGGUAAAUUACCAAUCAAAAAUACCGCGAAGACGAGUUCGUGUGCGGCUGAUUGUGCGGUGGAGAGCAAGAAGACGCUCUGGCGACAUCCCAUCUGGAGAGACGGGACAACGUGACGACGCGCAUCUACACUCGUCAAGCCUGCACCCACAGAGGAUCGACAGCUUUACUAGUAUCGCACUCGACAAUGCCGACCCUACUUCGAACCAUACAGAAAAGACAGACCUUCAUUUAGUGCAGGACCACCCCCAAGCACGGCCAAUACCGGAGGAUGGCAUUUACAGACAGUCUUCAGAAGACACUGCUCUCGAUGGACUCUCCCACCGAGUCCCCAUCAGCCGGGUAACCACCGAUACCGAUGGCAACACCUACCCUGAAGGCGGCCUCGAGGCUUGGCUGGUGGUCUUAGGGGCCUUUCUAGGACUUUUUGCUUCCCUUGGCCUAGUCAACACGAUUGGAUCAUUUCACGCGUACCUGGAGAACAACCAGCUAAAGGACUACAGCUCUGGAAGCGUAUCCUGGAUAUUUGGCAUUUAUGCGUUCCUGACAUUCUUCGGGGGUGUUCAAGUCGGCCCUAUAUUCGACGCAAAAGGUCCUCGGCUCUUAGUCCUUAUCGGGUCUGUCCUGGUCAUGAUAAUGGUCGUGACGAUGGGAUUCUGCACCCAGUACUGGCACUUUGUCCUUUCAAUCGGGGUUGCUGGAGGAAUAGGGACCUCCAUGAUUUUCACCCCAGCAGUAUCAUCAAUCGGUCACUAUUUCAACGAAAGGCGUGGAGUCGCAACUGGAUUAGCGGCUACAGGUGGCUCUGUUGGAGGUGUUGUAUUCCCUCUGAUCCUCGAAAGCCUCUUCCCCAAAAUCGGAUGGGGUUGGGCCACCAGGGUUAUUGCAUUGAUUUGUCUGGUCUUGUUGAUCGGUGCAUGCCUCCUGGUUAAUUCACGGCUACCGAAGAAACCAGCAUCCAAAGAGAAUGUCUUGCCUGAUUUUCGAAUUUUCCGAGACCUCAAACUUACUCUCACCACAGCCGGGAUAUUCUUCAUCGAGUGGGGGCUGUUUAUCCCAAUCAGCUAUAUUUCCUCCUAUGCUUUAGCACAUGGCACCGAGGACACUCUCUCAUAUCAAAUGCUAGCUUUCCUCAAUGUGGGUUCGGUUCUUGGAAGAGCGAUUCCUGGAUUUUUCGCGGAUCAUGUUGGCCGAUUCAACACCCUGAUAGUCACAGUUGCGCUUUGUCUCGUCUGCAACGCUUGUCUUUGGCUUCCUGCUGGUGACAACAUGCCCGUGUUAAUUGCAUAUUGCGUGAUCUUCGGUUUUGCAAGUGGCAGCAACAUUAGUCUCACCCCUGUCUGCAUCUCACAGCUAUGCAAGAUCGAGAAUUACGGAAGGUACUACGCCACUUCUUAUACGAUUGUCAGUUUUGGCACGUUGACUGGAAUGCCAAUCGCAGGAGAGAUCCUCGCGCGCUGCAAUGGAGACUACUGGGGCCUGAUAACCUAUACCGUCUGCUGCUAUGCUGCCGGCCUCAUCUGUGUGACAACCGCUAAAUUUGUUCACGUUGGCUGGCGUCAUCCAUGGGCAAUCUAUUAG
This is a messenger RNA of Aspergillus calidoustus, 1677 nucleotides long. The record is from the annotation of a GenBank genome assembly. NCBI's taxonomy places the organism in Eukaryota, Fungi, Ascomycota, Eurotiomycetes, Eurotiales, Aspergillaceae.